Laetiporus sulphureus 93-53 is the source of this 677-nucleotide messenger RNA. RefSeq names its product 60S ribosomal protein L27. Gene Ontology annotation, biological process: translation. Gene Ontology annotation, molecular function: structural constituent of ribosome. NCBI's taxonomy places the organism in Eukaryota, Fungi, Basidiomycota, Agaricomycetes, Polyporales, Laetiporaceae. The transcript has 5 exons. The record is from RefSeq and is a predicted model, not a curated record. Gene Ontology annotation, cellular component: ribosome; cytosolic large ribosomal subunit. Bases 13 to 423 code for a protein of 136 amino acids.
AAGUUCCUCAAGAUGCCGCGAGUAUACAAGCCCGGCAAAGUCGCGAUUGUGCUGCAGGGACGCCAGGCAGGCAAGAAGGUCGUUGUGAUCAAACAGCUAGAUGAGGGUACCAAGGAACGACCAUACCCUCAUGCGAUCGUUGCGGGCGUCGAGCGCUACCCGCUCAAGGUCACCCGGCGUAUGGGUGCGAAGAAGUUGGCGAAGCGGAGUAAGAUCAAGCCGUUCAUCAAGGUGAUUAACUACUCGCACCUCUUCCCGACACGGUAUGCACUCGAGCUCGAGGGCCUCAAGGGCACUGUUACCUCGGAGACAUUCAAGGAGCCGUCGCAACGGGUGGACUCGAAGAAGCAGAUCAAGAAGCUGCUGGAGGACAGGUACCAGAGCGGGAAGAACAAGUGGUUUUUCCAGCCUCUCAGGUUCUGAGUGUGGAUGUUGUUCGCCAUGUUUUGAUGCACGCUCCUGUAUUGUUAUCCCGUGCUUUCCUCGGCCUUAUGCAAUGACUUAUGCGGUGUACCAUGGAUUGCAUGACCAUAUGGCAUUGUGCACUUGCUUCGCGUAUCAAUCACGCUCGCGGAGAUCAUGUAACGCCUACGCUUGCCGCUUUUCCCGUUGCCUAGUCGUACGAUACUGUGGACAAUUGAAAGGCCUAGACAUGAAUACCAAGUCUCUUUCCCACC